This is a messenger RNA of Notothenia coriiceps (black rockcod), 2916 nucleotides long. Its product is annotated as protein ELFN1-like. Lineage: Eukaryota; Metazoa; Chordata; Actinopteri; Perciformes; Nototheniidae. Gene Ontology annotation, cellular component: plasma membrane. The record is from RefSeq and is a predicted model, not a curated record. Gene Ontology annotation, molecular function: protein binding.
AUGCAGAGCCUGCAGCCGUCGCCAAACGCACAGUACAAGGGUGUGUAUCAGGCUCUGAAGAGGAUCAUCCAGACAGAGGGGGUCCUCCGACCGCUGAGGGGCCUCAACAUCACCAUGAUCGGAGCGGGGCCCGCACAUGCCAUCUACUUCGCCUGCUAUGAGCGGGUCAAACGCUCACUCAGUGACGUAAUGCAGAGCGAAGGCAACAGCCACUUGGCAAAUGGUUUGGCAGGUUGCGUGGCCACUGUUCUCCACGACGCCGUCAUGAACCCAGCUGAAGCCCGAAUCUUUUACUCUUUUCUCAACAGCACUAUUGUGGAUCUGCGGCUGAACGAGAACAAGAUUCGGUCGGUGCAUUAUUCCUCACUCAGCCGCUUUGGAAACCUCACCUAUCUGAACCUCACCAAGAACGAUAUCAGCUACGUGGAAGACGGAGCUUUCUCAGGACAAUUCAACCUGCAGGUUCUCCAGAUGGGUUUUAACAAGUUGAGGAACCUGACAGAGGGGAUGCUGCGAGGUUUGGGGAAGCUGCAGUAUCUCUACCUGCAAGCCAACCUCAUCGAGAGUGUUGCACCCAACACCUUCUGGGAAAGCCCCAACAUCGAGAACAUCGACCUCUCCAUGAACAGGAUCCAGGUGCUAGAUGGCAGUUUGUUCUCCGGUCUCUCGAAGCUGACGACUUGUGAACUUUACACAAACCCCUUCAACUGCUCUUGUGAGCUGCUGGGGUUCCUGCGCUGGCUCUCAGCCUUCCCCAACAGGACCAGCGAGAGGAUGGUGUGCGACUCGCCUCAAGGAUUCUUCGGCUACAACCUCCUGAGCCAGAACCCCCGAAUGCCGACCCAACGCAACGCCCUGCACGUGCUCAGUCUUGUCUGCACAGAUGAUGGUAGCGUGACGUCCUUUUACCCGAUUGGUGCGGCAGAUUCCACCACCCCUUUACCAGAUUUUGCCUCUCCCUGUGGAUUGGACGAUUGUGCUUCCGGGACCCCUCCUGACGAGGAGCCCAUCAGCUUGGGCCCUCUUUACACCGACACCAAUCCCAUCAUGACGCUGAAGCAGGUGCAACAUUCGACCGCCGUGAUCACGGUUCAGAUUCCUCAUCCGUUCAAGAAAAUGUACAUCCUGGUUCUUUAUAACAACAGCUUCUUCACAGAUAUCCAGAAUCUGAAAAGACAAAGGGAAGAUAUUGAGCUCAAGAACUUAAAACCCAACACCGACUACAGGUACUGUGUGGCUUCGAUACGAAACUCCCUUCGAUUCAACCACACCUGUCUGACCAUCUCCACUGGACGCCGGGCCGGGCCUGAGAGGAGAGCCAAUCAGUCGUCAGCCACCCACUACAUCAUGACUAUCCUGGGCUGCUUGUUUGGCAUGUUAAUCUUCCUGGGUUUUAUUGUUCACUGCCUGAGGAAGAAGAGGAUCAUGCAGGCGAAGGAGAGGAAGAUGAGCAGGAUCCAAAGGACUCUGAUCGAGUUAAAGUACGGCGGAGAAGGGGAUAUAGAGGGAGGAAAUGGAGGAUCUGUUUCCCAAAAGCUGGGAGCUGGGGAAAGUCUGUCCAGAAUGCCCUACCUUCCUCAGGGCGCUGAGAUUGAUCCGUACAAGCUGCAGGAGGUCAUAGAAACACCGGUGCACAAGCCUGCUAAACUGAACUACAUGGAGGUGAGAGGAUCCGGGAUAGAGAGGGAGAGGGAGAGGGAGAGGGAACGAGAGCGAGAAAGGGAGAUGUCACCACAGGAAAAUCCCCAGGGCUCAGUAGCAGAGAUCUCAACCAUCGCUAAAGAAGUUGAUAAAGUCAACCAGAUCAUCAACAACUGUAUAGAUGCUCUCAAAUCUGAGUCUACCUCCUUUCAACAGGGCAUGAAAUCCCCUUCAAACGCAGGCGGAGGGGCUGUUUCUACCGCAGAGCCGCAGCUGGUGCUCCUCUCUGAGCAAGGAGAGAGAGAAAGAGGAAACGAGUUCCUCUCCCCGGUGUAUAAGGGAGGCAGAGGAGGGAGAGAGGAGAGGGGGAGAAGCUAUCAUCAUUCUCUGCAGCGACACCACAGCAUGGAGGCACCUCCGACCUCCAAAAGGCCCAGCACCUCCUCUUCUCCCGGUUCUGCCCGGAGCCCUCGCUCGUUCCGCUCAGAGGGAGGCUACCACUCGUCAGAGACCCGCUACAUCGAGAGGACCUCGCCCGGGGAACGGGGAGAGAGGGGGGAAAGAGGGGAAAGAGGGGAAAGAGGGGAAAGAGGGGGAGGCGGAGGAGAGGCCAUUCGUACGGUCAACCCAGCAGCGGCCAUCUUACGAGCUGAAGCCCAGAGGAUCCGCCAGUACAACGAACACCGUCACUCCUACCCCGGCUCCCAGCAGCACCUCCAGCCUGCAGCACCACCCUCAGAUCCAGCAGGAGCUCCACCACCACCCCGGGGCCGCAAGCCCUCCAUGUUAGACCCCAUCACCCUCAGCAGGCAGGCCAAGCAACGGGAGCUGGCCUACUCCCAACUCUCGCCACACUACCCGCUCUCGCCCCAGUACCACAACCUCAGCUACUGCUCCAGCCCCGACGAAGACGAGGAGGACGAAGGGCUCCUGUGCACCCCCACCCUGGGGCUUUGGGAGAGGUUCAAGCUGCACCGCAAGAGGCACCGGCAGGCGUCCAUGGAGGACGAGGGAUACGUGGCAGCGGGACACGCGCUGAGGCGGAAAGUUCAGUUCGCCAAGGAUGAGGAUCUUCACGACAUUCUGGACUACUGGAAGGGUGUGUCCGCCCAGCAGAAGACCUGAUCUGGAGACGCCUAACACUUGGAGGAUGGAGAAUAACAACACUGCACCCAUAACAUAUUGAUACAGAUACAAACAUGACCUGUAAAUACACACACACACACACACACACACACACACACACACACACACACACACACACACACACACACA